UGACUGACACUUGCCCAUGUGAGUCCGUGUCAAGCUUCUCGAGCUGGACUCACUGGCUUGAUGUCAGCACCUACUGGAAUGGUUGGAUCCCCCUUUGGGAAAAAAGUUUGAAGAGGACUUGCUAUUUUAGAUUUUUAUUUUUAAAGUAUUUACGGAGAAUGAGUAGAUAACGAAGUUUUGGAGCGGUGUCCAAGACAACCGGGCGCGUCGACUUGACGCAUUUACCGGAGAGCAGUCACGUGAAUUACUCCUGCCUUAACAUGCUGCAGGAUGGCAACGGGAAGAACCCGCAGGGAGCACCGAACGCCGAAGCCGAGCACGACUCGCCGUCCGGUGAUGCCGAACUGGUGCCGCCGCUGCCACCAGCAGCCGCUGCCACCGCAUCGGGCCCCGAGGACACGCUCUUCCCUUUGCCCGGAAACACCAAACUGGACAUCAAAAGACACGCAGUGACAAACGAUUAUAAAGUCUCCAGCCAGGUUCUGGGUUUGGGAAUUAAUGGGAAAGUUCUGGGAUGCUUCAACAAGAAGACCGGACAGAAAUGCGCUCUUAAGAUCCUCUAUGACAACCCCAAAGCAAGGCGGGAGGUGGAGCUUCAUUGGAGGGUGUCCGGAGGGCCGCAUAUUGUCCAAAUCCUAAACCUGUAUGAGAACAUGUAUCAUGGAAAGAAGUGCCUGCUCAUCAUCAUGGAAUGUAUGGAGGGUGGAGAGCUGUUCAGCCGCAUCCAAGCUCGAGGAGAUCAGGCUUUCACAGAGAAAGAGGCAUCUGGGAUCAUGAGAGACAUCGGCACGGCCAUUGAGUUCCUGCACAGCAUUAACAUUGCGCACAGAGAUAUCAAGCCCGAGAAUCUACUGUACACAUCAAAGAACAAGAAUGGAGUUCUCAAAUUAACGGAUUUUGGUUUUGCAAAGGAGACCACGCAACACAACCCUCUCCAGACGCCCUGCUACACGCCGUACUACGUGGCACCUGAGGUUUUAGGUCCGGAGAAAUAUGACAAGUCAUGUGACAUGUGGUCUCUGGGCGUUAUCAUGUACAUCCUGUUGUGCGGCUUCCCUCCGUUUUAUUCCAACACGGGUCAAGCCAUUUCUCCAGGGAUGAAGAAGCGAAUCAGGAUGGGUCAAUAUGAAUUUCCCAACCCGGAGUGGGCUGACGUGUCACAGGAAGGCAAACAUUUGAUUCACCAGUUGCUGAAGACGGACCCCAACGAGAGAAUGAGCAUCACUCAGUUUAUGAAUCACCCCUGGAUUAGUCAAUCCACGGUGGUUCCCUCCACGCCGCUCCACACCACCCGAGUAUUGACAGAAGACAGAGAGAUGUGGGAAGACGUGAAGGAGGAAAUGACCAGCGCUUUGGCGACCAUGCGUGUCGACUACGACCAAGUGAAGAUCAAGGACCUGGAUACGUCCAGCAACCCCCUCCUCGCCAAGAGACGCAAGAAAGCUGCCGCAGGGGCGAAGGGUGGCGCCACUGUCUGCCAAAGUCAAUGAGGGAUGGCAGCUCAGUCUCACAAUGAAGGCCAAAGACUUCCUUGUCACUCUUUGUAAUUGAGCCGUGAAGAGAUUUGCGUAAAGAGACAACAAAAUUAUUAACACAGCAGGAAAUAAAUAAGCCUGACUGUAACGUUUCCUGCCAAUGUGUUUGUUAAAGUAUUUAAUGACAUUUUAGAUCCUGUCUCUCUGUCACUGUGCAAGUACUGUAAUGUUUUCUAGUUGAGGUCUCAUUUUUGACCACGCACUAAUAAUCGGUGAGCAUGGCUCCCAUACAGGGGAACCUCUAAAGUUGAGCAAUUUGGGGUGCUCACAUUUCCUGGAAAGGUUUUUAAAAAAAAAAAAAAAAAAUCAUCAGUGUUUGACUUCACAACUCCACUUAUUUUUUUUUUUAAUUUGUGUGUUAUAGGUGAAUAGUGUCAUUUCUACCAGAAGUGAAAUUGCACCUAUCAUUUCCUCCGCUUCUUAUCCUUGUUAGAGAGGUAGGCUGCACCCUGGACUGCUCACUGAUUUACUUUAUUUUAGUAUUCAGGUAAACAUCUCAAAAUGUUAAUCUAAACAUUGCCUGUACAGUCAUUAGAGACUUUAUGUUGGUGAGAAUUUGAUUACAAAAUUAAAAUGAAUUCACCAUGCUUAAUUUUCUUGCAGCGUCACAUGACGAAUUGUGUUUGACCUUUGACUUUUAUGCAUUAUCAAACCUACUGCAGACAAAAUGUCAAACUUGAGCACUCUUGUGCUGCGUUGUUUGCAUUCAGAUGCUUUUGUCUAACCCGUGUGUCCUUUUCCUGAACUCUGACUAUUUUUCAGAAAAACAAUAAAAUGGUCAAACGUGA
Molecule: messenger RNA, 2323 nt
Organism: Syngnathus typhle (broad-nosed pipefish)
Lineage: Eukaryota; Metazoa; Chordata; Actinopteri; Syngnathiformes; Syngnathidae
Gene: mapkapk3
Product: MAPK activated protein kinase 3
Exons: 10
Coding region: 261-1490 (409 amino acids)
Biological process (GO): peptidyl-serine phosphorylation; intracellular signal transduction; protein autophosphorylation
Cellular component (GO): cytoplasm; nucleus
Molecular function (GO): calmodulin binding; mitogen-activated protein kinase binding; calcium-dependent protein serine/threonine kinase activity
Source: RefSeq, a predicted model, not a curated record